Messenger RNA from Mycotypha africana, 2457 nucleotides. RefSeq names its product Man1-Src1p-C-terminal domain-containing protein. Bases 83 to 2161 code for a protein of 692 amino acids. The transcript is spliced from 7 exons. Gene Ontology annotation, cellular component: nuclear inner membrane. Gene Ontology annotation, molecular function: chromatin binding. The record is from RefSeq and is a predicted model, not a curated record. Lineage: Eukaryota; Fungi; Mucoromycota; Mucoromycetes; Mucorales; Mycotyphaceae.
CUCUUCUUUUCUUCUUUUCUAUCAGUAGUACAACAGCUUAAUAACUCAUCUUUUAUCUUACUCGAAGCAAAGUCAAAUACGAAUGAGCGACAACAGUUCCGAGGUUCCUAAGGAACUUUAUUAUCUUGAGGAAGGGUUUUCCUUGGGCUCUCUCAGAAAGUUUCAAUUGAAGGAGAUCCUAGCGACCCAUAAUAUCCCAGUAUUGGAUAGCGCUGUUAGAAGCGAAUUAGAAAGUAUUUUCAAAGAGAACAUCAUCAAUCGACGUGAUGAGAUUUUGGCACGAUAUCGAAAUAAGGAUGAAGCUCCUCUGAAACCCACAACAGAAUAUGGACGUGGUCAUAGAGAAAUACAUAGACCUGACAUGGGGAACUUUGUUGCUUUUCCCGUUCGUCGUCGUCGAACCAAAAAAGUAGAGAACAACACUGCUCAAAGUGGACCUAGAAAGGAUAAAGAUGGCUUCGCUAUCCCUGAGUUACCAGCAGAAAGACGUUCGCAAACACAAUCAGCUCCAGCUUUUAAUGCUGAGGAUUCUUUUGAAGAGGACAAUGUACAUCAGCAACGUGCAAUUCCCGUAACAGCCCGUAAAGUCCUUACGAAAACUCGAAAGACAAAGAAGCAAUCGGCUACAGAUCAGAACUUACCCUUCGUUCCUCAAACACCUCCAUCAUCGACUACAACUACUAGCCGACCAACUAGAACCACUGCAUCUACGAAAAAAUCAGCAGCAGCAAAUAAUAACGUGCCAGCAUUCAACCCUGAAGAUUCAUUCGCUGAAUCUGCGGAUGAAGGCAAUCAGCAUGAAGAACUUAAUGAUAGUCACCAUGAUCGUUCCUUAUCCCAUUAUACAACAGAAAGGGAUGACAACGGAGAACAACCUGCAGCAUCAAAGUCUCCCUCCCCAGAACAAGAAAGUACAGAAGAAGAAAAUUCCGAAAAAUCAGAAGAUGAUUUAGAAGAAGAGUCUGAUGAAGAUUAUGUCGACCGCGGCGGUGAGGAUGAUGAAGAUGAGGAGGAUUUAGGAGACGUAGACAACGAAGAAUUAGUGCAACUCUAUAAGGAACAAUAUAUUCCUGCAGAAAAAUUGGCCGAGCCUUAUAUCAAAACACGAGCACAGAAGUUAGCAGCCGCAAAGCAAAAAGCCUUAGUAUGGCGGAACAAACUAAAACGCUUUGGCUUGAUUAUCAGUUUGAUAUAUUUGGUUGUGGGUGCUCUAGGACUUCUUAUUACAGCAUACGCACGUCAUAAAAAUGGAUACUGUCCAAGUGUACCAACAGUUCCUACAAAUACUACUGGAACAUCGCGUAUAUUCUCUAUACUACCCACCCCAUGCAUUCCAUGUCCAGACCAUGGUCACUGUAUCAAUGGGGAAUUGACGUGCGACUCAAUGUACAAACGAAGAACACCCAUUUACAAUGUUGGAGGCAAACUCCCAAUUGGUGACGAUUGUAUUCAAGACUCGAAACUUGGAAAAUAUGUCGCUAAAGUAGAACGAGAGAUUAAAAGACAAUUGGCUCUUAGACAAGGAGAAGCAGCUUGUGAAUAUUUAAUGACACAUCCUGAUGCAGACGACGAAUCUAUUCCUACUGCUCGUAUCCCAGUAAACGAUAUAUUGUCAAAGUUGAGACAUACUGUAGAGCCCUUUAUACCUUUGACUCUUUUAGAUGAGAUUUUGCUGCUUGCACUGACCUCUGUGUUAGAGGAUUCAAAGGUCUUCUACUGGGAAUCUGAUAAUGAAAGAUACAUAGGUACUAGUCGUGCAAAAUUCCCAAUGACUUGUCGGUUAAGACGCAUGUAUCUUAAAACCCCACAAGAAGUUAGGACUGCAAUUAUUGCCGUAGUUCUGGUUUUAUCAUCAGUUUAUGGAGUUUCGAAAGAAUACAGAAAGGCGAAUGCUCAUAAAGCGAAAAUUAACAAGCUGGUGAAAGAUUUAACAGAGCGUUUAAAGGAACAGUACGAAAAUCAUGUGAAGGAUUCUCAAGCACAUCCAUCUCCAGCUCUCCCAGUCUCACAACUCCGGUCAACUGUUGUAGAUGUUAACAAUAGUAAAACAUUGAAUGAUUGGCAACAGGUUGCUGAGCAAAUGGAAUCACAUCCUCAUAUCAGAAAAUCAUUCCGUGAAGUGAGAGGUGAUCCUGUUGAAUUUUGGGAAUUAACUGCUUAAUUUGCCAUUAAGUGGGCAAUAGAACCCUAGCAAUUUCAAAACUGUAUGUAUUAAACUGUCUUUCUCAUUAAUCUUGUAUCAUAUGCUAUCUCAUACAACUUGGUAUUGAAUAAAAAAGGAAAUAAUAAAGUUCCUUUUUGCCUACCGAUUACACCUUUUCCGGAAGUAGAUGGACACAUACAGAAAAGGAUUGUACACUUGAAAGUUUUACUUGGCACAAGUACAAUUUUGAGAUGGCACAUUUGCUAAAUUUACUUGGCAUGGUUUCUAAAUAAAAAAAUCUCAGUUUCGGACUC